AUGUCCACUUUGGGGACACUGGCUUUCGAUGAGUAUGGAAGGCCUUUUAUCAUCAUUAAAGACCAGGAUAAGAAGACACGGUUAACGGGCAUUGACGCAUUGAAGUCUCAUAUUAUGGCCGCAAAGGCAGUCGCGUCAACGCUUAAAACGUCUUUGGGACCAAAUGGUCUUGACAAGAUGAUGGUUGACAGAGAUGGAGAGGUAACUGUCACCAAUGAUGGAGCCACCAUUCUCAGCAUGAUGGAUGUGGAUCACCAGAUUGCCAAACUUAUGGUGGAGCUGUCAAAGUCCCAGGACGAUGAGAUUGGUGAUGGAACCACCGGAGUUGUUGUUCUGGCCGGAGCUCUGCUGGAGCAGGCUGAGCAGCUGCUGGACCGCGGAAUCCACCCCAUCAGGAUUUCUGACGGGUACGACCAGGCCGCACGCAUUGCCAUCGAGCAGCUGGACAAAAUUGGGGAAACCUUCCCCUACGAUCCCAACAACACAGAACCGCUCAUUCAAACAGCCAUGACAACACUGGGAUCCAAAGUUAUUAACCGGUGCCACAGACAGAUGGCAGAGAUUGCAGUGAACGCCAUCCUCACCGUGGCCGAUAUGGAGAGGAAGGAUGUAGACUUUGAACUCAUCAAGAUGGAGGGCAAGGUUGGAGGAAAGCUGGAGGACACACAGCUCAUCAAGGGGGUCAUAGUCGACAAGGAGUUCAGCCACCCUCAGAUGCCCAAGGUUCUGAAGGAUGCUAAAAUUGCCAUUCUUACCUGCCCGUUUGAGCCUCCUAAGCCCAAGACAAAGCAUAAGCUGGAUGUGACCUCUGUGGAGGACUACAAAGCCCUCCAGAAAUAUGAAAACAAGUUUGAGGAGAUGAUCCAACAGGUCAAAAGUAAUGGGGCUAACUUGGCCAUCUGCCAGUGGGGCUUUGAUGAUGAAGCCAACCAUCUUCUGCUGCAAAAUGAACUGCCUGCAGUGCGUUGGGUCGGAGGACCUGAGAUUGAGUUGAUAGCAAUAGCCACAGGAGGCCGCAUCGUCCCGAGGUUCUGCGAGCUGACACCAGAGAAGCUCGGUACAGCUGUGGUGAAGGAGAUCUCCUUCGGCACAACCAAGGAUCACAUGUUGGUCAUCACGGAGUGCAAAAACACCAGGGCUGUAACCAUUUUCAUCCGUGGAGGCAACAAAAUGAUCAUUGAGGAGGCUAAGCGUGCUCUCCAUGAUGCUCUGUGUGUAAUCCGCAAUUUGAUCAGAGACAACAGAGUUGUGUACGGAGGUGGUGCUUCAGAGAUCGCCUGCGCCCUGGCUGUCAGCCAGGCUGCAGACAAAUGCCCAUCAUUGGAACAGUAUGCCAUGAGGGGUUUUGCUGAUGCUUUAGAGGUUAUCCCAAUGGCACUGGCGGAGAACAGCGGGCUGAACCCCAUCCAGACCAUGACAGAGGUCAGAGCCAGACAAGUCAGAGAGAACAACCCCUUCCUCGGCAUUGACUGUUUACACAACAACACCAAUGACAUGAAACAACAACAUGUGAUCGAGACCCUGAUUGGCAAAAAGCAGCAGAUCUUGCUCGCUACUCAGGUAGUCAAGAUGAUCCUGAAGAUAGAUGACAUCCGAAGCCCUGGAGAGAGCGAGGACUGAAGCCCUCCUGUACACAAGAAAGGCUCGGGUGUUCUCUCGAACUAAUGUUGUUCUAGAGGUUUUCAGCACUUCCCCGAGCACUGCAUCCAAACCGCAUUGUGUAUUGCUAUUUAUAGUUGGAUACAACAUGUUCAAGCUGUUGUAGUUUCAGUCACUAAAGUUAUUAAAAUGUUGGUCUGUUGAAAUUUCC
Molecule: messenger RNA, 1810 nt
Organism: Archocentrus centrarchus (flier cichlid)
Lineage: Eukaryota; Metazoa; Chordata; Actinopteri; Cichliformes; Cichlidae
Gene: cct5
Product: chaperonin containing TCP1, subunit 5 (epsilon)
Biological process (GO): protein folding
Molecular function (GO): ATP hydrolysis activity; ATP binding; ATP-dependent protein folding chaperone
Source: RefSeq, a predicted model, not a curated record